AUGGCGGGGGGCAGAGGGGACAAGCGGGUGGACAUGGACAUGGGGGCAUCACACCAGUACCACCAGUGCCACCAGUACCACCUCCAGUACCACAGUGACUCCAGUCACCCUGCAUCCAGUCACACCAGUGCCACCAGUGCCACCAUUACCACCAGUGACUCCAGUCACCCUGCAUCCAGUCACACCAGUACCACCAGUGCCACCAGUACCACCUCCAGUACCACCAGUGACUCCAGUCACCCUGCAUCCAGUCACACCAGUACCACCAGUGCCACCUCCAGUGCCACCAGUGACUCCAGUCACCCUGCAUCCAGUCACACCAGUACCACCAGUGCCACCUCCAGUGCCACCAGUGACUCCAGUCACCCUGCAUCCAGUCACACCAGUACCCCCAGUGCCACCUCCAGUGCCACCAGUGACUCCAGUCACCCUGCAUCCAGUCACACCAAUAACACCAGUACCCCCAGUGCCACCUCCAGUGCCACCAGUGACUCCAGUCACCCUGCAUCCAGUCACACCAGUACCACCAGUACCCCCAGUGCCACCUCCAGUGCCUCCAGUGACUCCAGUCACCCUGCAUCCAGUCACACCAGUACCACCAGUACCCCCAGUGCCACCUCCAGUGCCACCAGUGACUCCAGUCACACUGCAACCAGUCACACCAGUACCACCAGUGCCACCAGUGACUCCAGUCACCCUGCAUCCAGUCACACCAAUAACACCAGUGCCACCAGUGCCACCUCCAGUACCACCAGUGACUCCAGUAACCCUGCAUCCAGUCACACAAGUACCACCAGUGCCACCAGUGCCACCUCCAGUGCCUCCAGUGACUCCAGUCACCCUGCAUCCAGUCAAACCAGUAACACCAGUAACAACUCCAGCACCACCAGUGAUUAUAGCAGCACCAGCAACAGUGGCACCAGUAACACCAGUGACUCCAGUAACAGCGGCACCAGCGCUCCCAACCCCCUCCAGUCCCCUCCAGUGACACCA
Messenger RNA from Pezoporus occidentalis (night parrot), 993 nucleotides. RefSeq lists its product as uncharacterized. NCBI's taxonomy places the organism in Eukaryota, Metazoa, Chordata, Aves, Psittaciformes, Psittacidae. The transcript is spliced from 2 exons. The record is from RefSeq and is a predicted model, not a curated record. The annotation marks the transcript as partial.